AUGCUAGAUCCUCGAGGGGUGAUCUCCAUGGGCAGCUAUGCCAACGGCGGUGGAUACUACCACUACUCAUACUCUAUUGUGCGUGGGUGUGACCGGAUCGUCCUUGUGGACAUCUACGUCCAUGGAUGUCCUCCAACUACUGAGGCUCUAAUGUAUGGUGUUCUCCAGCUGCAAAAGAACAUCCAUAGGCGCAAUGAUUUUCUUCACUGGUGGGAGAAGUGA
Messenger RNA from Triticum turgidum subsp. durum (durum wheat), 222 nucleotides. The record is from the annotation of a GenBank genome assembly. NCBI's taxonomy places the organism in Eukaryota, Viridiplantae, Streptophyta, Magnoliopsida, Poales, Poaceae.